AUGCUAAUGGAUUUCCUUCUAAUUGGACUGUACUUAAAGUGGCCACUGAAGAAGCCCCCGGGGUUGAUACUGUGUUCAUUGGGCAUUUUUCUCAGAACAGUUCCCUUGGUAGAGGGGGUUUGUCCAAGGCUGUGCCGCUGCGACAGCAAGCUGCUGUACUGCGAGGGGCUCAACCUCACAGACAUUCCCCGCAAUCUGAGCAGUGCCAUGGGCCUGUCCAUGAGAGAGAACAACUUGACCGAGCUGCGUGAAGGCCAACUGGCUGGUCUGUCACAGCUCACCUGGCUCUACCUAGAUCACAACAACAUUGACAUUGUAGAGGAGGGUGCAUUUGACAGGCUAAGACGGGUCAAGGAGUUAGACCUGAGCAGCAACCGAAUUGAGAGUCUGCCAAAUGGUACCUUUAGGCCCCUCCCAAACCUGCGUAUUCUGGAUCUCUCAUACAACAGGCUGCAGGCACUUGAGCCCGACCUAUUCCACGGCCUUAGAAAGCUCACCAAUUUGCAUUUGCGCUACAAUUCUCUCAAAUUUGUGCCAGUGCGGAUUUUUCAAGAUUGCCGGAGCAUGCAGUUUCUGGACUUGGGAUACAACCAACUACAAAGCCUGGCACGAAACUCCUUUGCUGGCCUCUUCAAGUUGACUGAGUUGCAUCUUGAGCACAAUGAGCUGGUUAAAGUCAACCUAGCCCACUUCCCCCGUCUCAUCUCUUUACGCACUCUGUACAUGCACAACAAUCGUGCCACUAUUGUUGUCAAUACCCUGGACUGGACAUGGCAUUUUUUAGAGAAGAUUGACCUGUCAGCCAAUGAAAUCGAGUACAUUGAGCCACAUGUUUUUGAGAGUGCACCCAACCUCAAGGUGCUGAUGCUAGACUCCAAUCGGCUGACUUCUAUGGACCAACGUAUUCUGGAUUCAUGGUCAUCGCUGGACAGCAUUACCCUGGCAGGGAAUGACUGGGAGUGCAACCGCAACGUGUGUGCCUUGGCUUCUUGGCUGAGUGCCUUCCGAGGCCAGCGUGAUAAUUCCCUGCUGUGUUCAAGCCCAGACACAGCACAGGGUGAGGAUGUGUUGGAUGCAGUCUAUGCUUUUCAGCUAUGUGAGGAUCAUCCACUGGAGGUAACUACAGCAGGCCUGUAUGCCUCUACAAGGGAUCUGGCCCAAGGUGGCUCUGUGUUAGGCCCAUUUACUCCCAACCCUUAUGAAGGUGAGGGUAGUGAGGUGGUCACCAGUUCUUUCACUGUCACAGUGGGCCAUGAAGACCUGGAGAGCACCAUGCAGAUCCACAAGGUGGUGACUGGCACCAUGGCACUUAUCUUUUCCUUUCUAAUUGUUGUGCUCAUGCUGUAUGUGGCAUGGAAGUGCUUUCCUGCCGGAAUAAGACAACUGAGGCAGUGCUUUAGCAGUCAGCGCCGUAAGCAGAAGCAAAAGCAAAGCAUGCAGCAGAUGGCUGCAAUUUCUACACCAGAGUACUAUGUUGACUAUAAACCUAACCACAUUGAGGGAGCUCUGGUAAUCAUCAAUGAAUAUGGUUCUUGCACUUGCCAACAGCAACCUUCUCGGGAAUGUGAGGUGUGA
Scomber japonicus (chub mackerel) is the source of this 1575-nucleotide messenger RNA. It is a transcript of the gene lrrtm1, whose product is annotated as leucine rich repeat transmembrane neuronal 1. The transcript has a single exon. Gene Ontology annotation, molecular function: protein binding. Lineage: Eukaryota; Metazoa; Chordata; Actinopteri; Scombriformes; Scombridae. Bases 1 to 1575 code for a protein of 524 amino acids. The record is from RefSeq and is a predicted model, not a curated record.